CUCAAGUCAACGUCAACUUCAAAACUCAAUGAAAAGGAGGCGUAUUCUUAUAAAUUGAAUUGUAGAUUUUCAAUAUCUUUUAAUAAUGAUUCGUUUCAUCCUCAUUCAAAACCGUGCUGGUAAGACACGUCUUGCAAAAUGGUAUAUGAAUUUUGACGAUGAUGAAAAACAGAAAUUAAUUGAAGAAGUACAUGCAGUAGUUACUGUACGCGAUGCGAAACAUACUAAUUUCGUUGAGUUUCGUAACUUCAAAAUAGUGUACAGAAGAUAUGCUGGUUUAUAUUUCUGCAUUUGUGUGGAUGUAAAUGACAACAAUCUGUGUUAUCUGGAGGCAAUACAUAACUUUGUGGAGGUGCUCAAUGAAUAUUUCCAUAAUGUAUGCGAAUUGGAUUUAGUAUUCAACUUUUUCAAGGUCUACACAGUUGUUGAUGAGAUGUUCUUAGCGGGAGAGAUCAGGGAAACAUCUCAGACCAAAGUAUUGAAGCAGCUGCUUAUGUUGAACUCUCUAGAAUAAGCAAUGAUAAGGCUUGGUUAUGCUUGUAAGCUUAUAAGUAAUUGUGUAGAGGUUUUGUGAAUGUUACAUAAUUGUUAUGUAGUAUCGUCAACACAUAUGUAGGUAACUAUGUUGUGUUUUCACAUUAUGUAAGGGAUGAUAAUUUUUUUUACAAAGUUUGUAAUGAAAUUUACAGUUACAUACACAGUUAUUGAUACUCCAAAUUGAUUUGGCUUAUGAACAUUUUAUAUAAGCCCUUUUUGUGUAAAAAAAUAAAUUCCAGCUUGAUACCUUCACUCAUUCCUGAAAUAAACAUUCUUGACAUACAGACAGAUGGACAACAAAGUGAUCCUAUAAGGCUUCCGUUUUUUCCAUUCGAGGAAACCCUUAAAAAUGAUCACUUUUCUCAUUAAACAGAUCUUGAGUUUAAAAUUUUACUUUUAUUAUAAUAAGCAUUAAGAUCUUUGUCUGUUAGAAAUAUGUUUUUUUUUUACGUUUGAUAAGCCAGUGCUUGACCACCAUCCCACCUGGUGUUAGUAAGUGCCUAUUCACUCUACUUUUGAAGGUCCCAACAUCAUAUUUGGACGGAAAAACAAAUGUUAGAAAAUAUCUACAGAUGGUCAUUAAAGUUAAUUAGAUAGAAUAUUUUCCAGCUUUAAAGAUAAAUGUAUGUAUUGAAACACAGAACUUAUUCAUUCAAACUUGUUGAGACAUUUUGUCCUUAGCGCUGAAUAGUUUCCGAGACCAUUGGAGAACCUUUAUCAGAGAACCCCACUCAUCCAAGUGGUUUAGCUCUUAUAUAUUAUUUGUUUUAAAAUUUUAAAUUGACUUUUCAGGUUCAGUAUUGUUCUCAACUUUUAGUCAAUGUUUGAUGUCAUAGUAAAAACAUAGUUUAUAUAUUUGAGAUUAGGAUGUUACAGUGCUGAUUGGUAUGUUAGCAUUAAUUUUAUAUGUAUAUAGGUGAUAUGUAUGAUCUUUUGUGGAAUUACUAUAUUUUUAUAUGUGUUUAGUUACUUUUAAGAUAUAUUGCUGUCUCCUAAAAUCCUGCUUCAAAAUAUUACGAAUAAUUUUUAAAAAAGUGCUGGAGAUGACAAAAAUCUUAAGUUUCUUCUUGCAUGUGGGUAGUUUAAAAUAUUCUAGAUGUGAAACGUAUUUAAAUGUUUAUUAUCAUAUAGUUAUUAAGUGUUAAA
This is a messenger RNA of Papilio xuthus (Asian swallowtail), 1683 nucleotides long. It is a transcript of the gene AP-2sigma, whose product is annotated as adaptor protein complex 2, sigma subunit. Bases 86 to 514 code for a protein of 142 amino acids. Gene Ontology annotation, molecular function: clathrin-cargo adaptor activity. Gene Ontology annotation, biological process: intracellular protein transport; clathrin-dependent endocytosis. Gene Ontology annotation, cellular component: membrane coat; AP-2 adaptor complex. Lineage: Eukaryota; Metazoa; Arthropoda; Insecta; Lepidoptera; Papilionidae. The transcript is spliced from 4 exons. The record is from RefSeq and is a predicted model, not a curated record.